UAUUACAGUAGUCCACUUGUAUUUCACAGCAUACAGAAAUAUGCUCUAUACAGAUACAUACUGCACCUUACAUGCACCCACCUGUAUGUUUUACAGUAAAAUGUGUGUUUGCAUAAUUUUUGUCUAUGUGAAAGUGUGCGAUGCAUCACUGCAUUUGUCCCCACAUAGGACCGCAAGAUUACCUCAAACCGGUGGCAGAGGAUGCCUUUUCACACCUCAACAGGAGGAGGCUAUUUGCACCACGGUCCGAGCAAACAAUGCUAUGAGGCUCAGGGAAAUACAAAGGACCAUUAUAGAAGACAACGAUGUCUUUGAAAACAUCCAUAUGGUUAGCAUCUCAACCAUCGACAGGGUGCUGCACAGAAACCAGAUGAGUAUUGAACAGCUGUACCGUGUACCAUUCCAAAGGAAUGAGGACAGAGUUAAGGAGCUACGGUACCAGUAUGUACAGCGUAUAAUGGAGUUGGAAUCAAGUGAACCCUCUCACAACUUUGUAUACGUGGAUGAGGCUGGCUUCAACCUGACCAAAUGCAGAAGGCGGGGUCGGAAUGUCAUCGGUCACAGAGCUACUGUGGAUUUGCCAGGCCAAAGGGGAGGAAAUAUCACCAUGUGUGCUGCUAUUUUGGAGCAUGGCGUCCUAACCCAUAUCCCCCUUAUAGGGCCAUACAACACCCAGCAUCUACUCAACUUUUUAGAGACUCUCUACAGGGCUCUCAUCCCUGAUGAUGAGAGGGGUCUAUUUAAAGAGGAUUUGCCAAAGUAUGUGGUCAUUUGUGAUAAUGUGAGUUUCCAUCGAUCAAACAUCAUAAGGUAAUGGUUUGUGACCCACCCAAGGAUGCUCAUAGAAUUCCUCCCACCUUAUUCACCAUUCCUUAACCCAAUUGAGGAGUUCUUUUCAGCAUGGAGGUGGAAGGUGUACGAUCGUCAGCCACACACACAGAUGACCCUGCUGGCUGCAAUGGAUGCAGCAUGUGAGGACAUCACAGUAGACGCCUGCAGAGGAUGGAUAAGGCAUUCCAAAAGAUUCUUUCCACGUUGCAUUGGAAGGGAAAAUAUCCGGUGUGAUGUGGAUGAGAAUAUGUGGGCCGACAGACAGGAACGUCUGGAUGUGUAGAGACAGAACUAGAACAGUGCUGCGGGCAAAGUUGUGCCUUAGGGGUGUUUCCGGUGUUUCUUUCUAAUUUAGUUUUUAUUUUCCUUUGUGCCCCUUGUCUUUUUCUUACUGUAAAUUAUUUUGUUGUUUUCUUUCAUAAAGUAGCACUAGUAAAAGCUGUGAAAAACAAAAUCUCUUUUGUCUCUUUCAAUCAAUAACCACAUACAGUAAUAUGUAAAUGGUACUGUUGAAAUUGAUAUAUGCCAUAGAAGUGCAGCCUUGUGCAUUUUCAAUACAGUAACUGUCAUCCAAACUGUAGCCUAAGUUUACAUCUGGUAAUACUGUCAAAGUACACAGUUACAUUGACAACAUGCCUAAACAUUUUGACGAGCUUGUUCGUGAACAAUGACUCAAUGACUUAUCAU
Messenger RNA from Cyprinus carpio (common carp), 1518 nucleotides. RefSeq lists its product as uncharacterized. Gene Ontology annotation, molecular function: nucleic acid binding. The record is from RefSeq and is a predicted model, not a curated record. Lineage: Eukaryota; Metazoa; Chordata; Actinopteri; Cypriniformes; Cyprinidae.